GCGCUGGCUGCACAUCCUGCCGGGAGCUUCUGGCGUUUCUCUUGUCCUUUCGUUGUGCACCCUUCUCCUGCCUUGAGAUCUCAGCACAACACCGCAGGCACCAUGGUCAAGAAGAAGGUUGCCGCCCUCGAGAAGGUCGAGGCUGAUCUGGCUGGCCUCCAGUACAAGAUCCGCCGCGAUCCUCAGGACUACAAGAACGAGUUCGAGGAGAAUUGGUACCAGUACCUCACGGCGCUCGACACAUUCCUUGCCUCGCCCGCAAACGCCGACGCCAACUCCCUGAUCAAGUUCCGCGACCAGAUCGACUUUGUCGCCCACGUAGCCGACUGCUACCCCGAAUACACCACCGGCUUCCCCGAUGGCCUCAGAGAUAUCCUAACCCGCCACCAUGCGGUGCUCGAGCCCGAGCUGCGUGAAAAGAUUGUCUCCAGCUUGGUCCUUCUGCGGCGGAAAUAUAUCGUCGACUCCAGCUACCUACUGACCACGCUCUUCCCCGUCCUCGUCAGCACCCCGUCAAAGUCGCUGCGAACCUUGCUCUUCCAGCGCAUCGUGAGCGACCUGCGCAACUCCAACACCAAGUCCAACAACCACAAGCUCAACCGCACCAUGCAAGGUGUCCUGCAGACCCUAGUCACGUCCGAUCGCUCGAACCCGAAGGCGAUAUGGGCUGUCAAGAUUGUACGAGAGCUCUGGAAGCGGCAGAUAUGGACCGACGCGAAGCCCGUCGAGGUCAUGAAGGAGGCUUGCCUGUCAGAAGAUGAAAAGGUGGCCGUGGGCGGUGUUCGCUUCUUCCUCGGUGGCGACAAGGAGCGAGAGGAGCUCGAAGACGAACAAAGCGACGAGGAGGUCAUUGACAUCAAAAAGGUCAAGCAUCAGAUCGGCAUCAACAAGAAGACCAAGAAGAAGAAGGCGGCUCUGGACAAGGCGGUGGACAAGUUGAAGCGUCUGGAUAGGAAGAAGAAUGCGCCGCACCCGCUCAACUUCUCGGCGCUGCAUCUUCUGCACGACCCGCAGGGUUUUGCCGAGCAGCUCUUCGAUAAGCACCUCCAAAGCUCGCGCUGCAGGUUCGCCCUGCAGAGCAAGCUGGCCAUUCUGCAGCUGGUCACUCGCCUGGUCGGUCUGCACCAGCUGACGGUCAUUUCGCUCUACUCGUGGUUCAUCAAGUACUUGACACCACGCCAGCAGUCGGUCACCUCGUUCUUGGCCUCCCUCGCUCAGGCAGUCCACUCCCUCGUACCGCCGGACGUGCUCGAGCCCCUCAUUGUCAAGAUCGCCAAUGAGUUUGUCUCUGAAGCGGCUGCUGCUGAAGUCGCAGCGGCAGGUCUCAAUUCUAUCCGCGAGAUCUGUGCGCGACAACCGUUGGCCAUGACUGAGACACUGCUUCAGGAUUUGGUACAAUACAGAAAAUCUAAAGACAAGGGUGUCAUGAUGGCGGCCAAGGGUCUUCUAUCACUCUACAGAGAACAGGGAGCUGAGAUGCUGACAAAGCGCGAUCGUGGCAAGGAUGCCACGAUCGGCCUGAGGAGUGGAUCGCAGAAGCAGCAGAGGUUCGGCGAGGUCGCGGUAGGCGGCAUCGAGGGUCUCGAGCUUCUCGAGCAAUACAAGGAAGAGCAGAGGAAACGCAAACGUGCAGAGAAGGGCCUACCUGAAGACGGCGAGGAUGGCGAGGAAGACGAAGAGGAGGAGGAGGAAGAUGGCGGCUGGGAGGUUGCAUCCGAUGACAGCAGUGACUCUGGCGAGUGGAUCCGGGUCAGCGACUCUGAAGAUGAGGACGCGGAGCCGGCGGCCAAGAAGCAGAGGCUCGAGGGCGAGGACGAUGACAAGGAGAAUGCCGAGGCUGCCACAACUGCACUUUCGAAGCUUGCCAUGACCCAGAUCCUCACGCCCGCAGAUCUCGCCAAGCUCAAAGAGCUGCAGGCCGAGGCGAAACUCGACAAGGUGAUGGGCAAUAAGAAACGCAAGGAGGAGAUCGAGCGUCAUCGCGACGAAGGAUUGACCUCUGAGCAGAUUGAAGCCCCGGCGAAGCUGAGAAAGAGCACCAAGGAAGAGCGCCUGGCCAUGGCCAAGGAGGGCAAGCCGGGAAGAGACGAGCACAAGUCGACACAGGCCAUCAGGAAGUCCAAGAAGGAGGCCGAGGGCAAGUCGACGACGAACAAGGAGAAGGCACGGAAGAAGAACUUCCUCAUGACGAUUGGCAAAGCCAAGACAAAACACAAGCGCAGUCUGGUUGCGACACAAAAGGCGCUGAGAAACCACAUUGACCGCAGCAAGUCUGGAGGCCGGCGCAGGAAUGGUAUCUCGAAAUAGACGCAUUAGAUUUGGGCAGCAAAUAUACCCCACCGAUCUUGAUCACAGAACAGCUGGGACAUCUGACUCUUGACACUAGCGA
Microdochium trichocladiopsis is the source of this 2389-nucleotide messenger RNA. Its product is annotated as SDA1-domain-containing protein. Gene Ontology annotation, biological process: ribosomal large subunit export from nucleus; ribosomal large subunit biogenesis. NCBI's taxonomy places the organism in Eukaryota, Fungi, Ascomycota, Sordariomycetes, Xylariales, Microdochiaceae. The transcript has a single exon. Gene Ontology annotation, cellular component: nucleolus. The coding region runs from base 103 to 2307 and encodes 734 amino acids. The record is from RefSeq and is a predicted model, not a curated record.